Molecule: messenger RNA, 2984 nt
Organism: Anastrepha ludens (Mexican fruit fly)
Lineage: Eukaryota; Metazoa; Arthropoda; Insecta; Diptera; Tephritidae
Gene: l(2)41Ab
Product: coiled-coil domain-containing protein 40
Exons: 6
Coding region: 80-2848 (922 amino acids)
Biological process (GO): axoneme assembly
Cellular component (GO): cytoplasm
Source: RefSeq, a predicted model, not a curated record
AAACAUUUUUCAAUCUUUUUCAUUUCGAGUGAAUGGUUGUUAGCGGAGUAUUUAAACCAAAAACUGAAUUAUUUUUAUAAUGAAUAACGAAGUAACGCCAGAAAGUGCUCCACGCGAGGCUAAACAGACAUUUCCGACUGAUUCCGGACCAGAGCACAUACCAGAAUCAAAGCAGGAUCAUGAAAAUGAUGGCCCUUCCGAAUGUGAUUUUGCGCGCAUACCAGAGGCUCCUGGAACGCCAGAAUCUGAGCCCAUUCGACUAGCACUUUUGCCACCCGAUCAUCCUCUCUUGGCAAAGUUUCAAUCAAACUUGAAAGAAUAUCUGUUGCGUACGAAGGAGCAACUAAAGAAUGAGAUCGCCGAAAUCAAAUAUCAACUCAAAUUGAAAGAGGCAACACGCGAGGAGCAGGGUGCAAAGCUAUAUGACUUGCAACAAGGUAUUAAUCGCCAAAACGAGCAGCUGGAAGAUUAUGGGCAAGAAAUACAAACAAAUAUGCAGAAACGUAUGGAAAUGGAGGGCGCUGUUGCACAACUCAAGGAGGAGUACGAACAGCGUUUGCAGCUUAAGAAAGAACAAAAACAAAAUUAUAACAAACGUAUGGUCGAAUUGGAGAGCAUGAACACCUUGGAGGGGCAUAUACGCAAUUGGGCCGAUGAGGUGGAAGAUGAAGUGAAGAAUGCCAAGCGUAUCGUAAGUCGAGAUACACAACUGCAGAAGCAACUAUCCGAAGAGAAAAAGAAAUCCGAUAUGCUCUUUUACCACUUGGACAUGGAAGUUAAGAAGCAGGAAUAUCAAGUCGAGAUAAUGCGCAAUGAAGUGCAAGAAAUGCGCGGCGUAACCGAUACGCUGAAGAUGAGCAUUAGUGAUGCGAGCACCGACUUGGAAGUCCUACAAAAUGAGCAUAAACGUCUGACUCAGGCAUGGAGCGAGGUGAUAGUGGCCAUACAACACCGCGACAAAAUUGUCUAUCAAACGCAUAAGGCAAUGAGCAAGGCACAAGAGUCCAUUAAAUUAAACACCAGGAGCAUUGAGGCUAUCAAAAAGCAAAUUGCGAAUGAAACGAAAAUAAAUGAAAAAUUAGAAGUCUUUAAAACAAGACUUUUAACCGACUGCGGAAAUCUCAAACGCGAAUGUCAAAAGCAAUCCGACACGCUGCUUUCUCUGCAAACCAAGCUCGAAGAGCUUCCGCUUUGGUUAGAGCAAAACGAAAAGGAUUUGACCGAAGCUAAUCGAGAAGGCAACAAUUUGGGAACCGAAUUGCGAAGAUUGCAAUGGAAAAUCGAUAAACUUAAUGCCAAGAAAUACGAAAUGGAGGAGAACAUGUUGAAAUUGGCGCAAGAAGAUCUGAUUACGGAUAAAGCGAGCCAAUAUCGUUUGAAACUGUUACGCGAAGCACAAGAGACCCGCAGAAGUACUGAAUUAAACUUGGCCAUAGUGCAAAACCAACUCUCCGACAUACUUCUCGAAGCAGAGCACUACAGAGGCAUAUUGAUUAGGAUGAAUCAGGAACAAGAGGAGCUACGAAAGAAAUUAGACAAUGCUGAGCGCAACGCAGAUCUCAUUUCUGCCGAGACACGUACAAUCGAAACACAAAUCGAUAUAAAAUUGAAAAAAGUUGACCGCUUGUCAAGUCGUAUCGCUUAUCUGACCGAAUUGGGCGAAGGAGAGGGAUUGCACGCAGCAAGCAAGAAGAUAAAAAUGCUGGAAAAGGCUAUAUCAUCCAUGGAGCAGCAAAUACGUGAAUUACAACAAUUUUGGCUAAUGAUGCAAAACCACUACGUUAAUCUCACGGAAAAGCGCAAUAAUCAACUUAACGAAAUACAGGUGACACAAAAACAAUACGGUAUAGUAAAGCAAAAGUCCCUGAAGAUCGACAUAGAUCUAGAAAAGCAAGAAGAAGCCACAAAAGAACUGGAGCGUGACAUACAAAUGUUCCUAACCAAAUUGGAGCUAUUGAAUAAAAAGAUAAGCAAAGCACGUCUACAGCAUGACACUAAAGAAAAUGAAUGCCAAUUGGAGCAUACUGAGCUGGUUCUAAAACUGAAGGAUCAUGAAAUGAACGUUUUGAAUAUGGAAUCCGAAAUCGAUGAACUACAGGACGAAAUCGAGCAUUACAAAGAUCUGGUCUUAGAUAAACAUCGUGAAUCGCUUUCGUGGGAGACCAAGUAUAAACUCAUCGAAGAGGCCUUGCGUUGGCACAAGGAUGAAACAAGUGAUUCGAGUGAAAUUGGUAAUAUGAAGUCAGAGAUACAUCGCAUGAAGAUACGUUUCCAACAGUUGUCACGCGCUCAAGAGAAGCUUGCUCAAGAUUUGCAGCAUGGUGUGGCACAUCGUGAGCACAUCUAUGUCGCCGCUUCGGCAAAGAAGCUCGCCGAAGUCAAAGCGCAACGUUUGAAAACCGGUAUUUCCUCCGAGCAAAAAGUUAUCGAUCUACGUAAUCGAUUGAAAAAGAUGCAAAAUGAGAUCAACACCAUUAGUGACGAGCAGCUCGUGAAAGUAACUCGCGAAAAUGAACGAAUUCGUGCCGAACUAAGUCGUUUAUACAACGACAUUGAACGUGAAAAAACAAAAGAUGAAGAAUUUCGUCAGAAGAUUGAUGAGAGCAUGCUGUUGAAACAUUUCAAUUUAGAUCGCAUUGUACGCAAACAAAAUCGUGCAAAGUCAUAUCGGCGACUAGGAGUAGGUUCUAGCGUACCGAAAAUGCGUUCCGAAACGACAAUAGGUCAGCUGGUGCAAAAGCAAAUGGAAAUAAAUGACAACCUCCUAGACGUAGUACAGAUAUUGACCAACGAGUUUCCAGAGAAGAAAAAAUUCUUUGCCAAAAUAACACAGGUCCUUAGGGAUUGAAGAGAACAGCAAAAAUUCUACCACCAGUUUAUUUUGUAUUAAUUUUUUAUGUCUUCUAAGAGAUCAGACUUUAUUUUUUCGCAAAUACUUAUAUUUUGGAUAUCGAAGUUAUUGAAAAUAUAGAAAUAAUGAAAAC